CCUCUCGCGAUAGUAACUUGCUUAUGCAGCCGCCAUAUUCUGUGACAGUAUUUUGAUUCGUAUCUGCUGGAAGUGAGGAAAAAGAGAAAAGUGAAGGGCUGUCGAGGGGAGGGGGGGGGCUGAAGAAGAGGAGCUGUCAAAAAGUUAUUCCCGAGUCUCUGUCAAACGGCGGAAAGCUAAAGCUCCCUCCCCUGACGCUAUUUCGAGGACACACAAGGCCCGGGGCCUCGGUGCAGUUAGCUCUUCGUCUCCCUGGUAGUAGCUGGACUCCUCUCGGCUUCUCCUGCCCCAGCUCCGCGGCCCUCUGGAGGUCCGGCGGCGGUCUCGGGUGUUGAAGGCGGCCCGGGGAGCGGCGGCGGCAGCACAUACGGAAAGAAGAUGUUCAAGAUGAAGGCGGUUUGCUGCCACGACUGACGCCCCAGUGCGCUGAACAGAACAAGCAGUCCUGACCUGGCAACAUACGAAUGGCCCAGGGAAGCCACCAGAUUGACAUUCAGGUUUUGCAUGACCUGCGCCAGAAGUUCCCUGAAGUCCCAGAGGGUGUUGUCUCCCAGUGUGUUCUGCAGAACAACAACAAUUUAGACGCCUGCUGUGAAUACUUGUCCCAGGUCAGUCCGGGCUACCUGUACAGUGAAGAAGGAAACCUUGGCUUCUCUGACGACCCUAGCUUCAUCAGGCUUCGUAAUCACAUGACCCAGCUGAACCUGGGCCUGCAGUCUCAGAAUGUGCAUGUGGCCCCGGGCCGGGACGGCCUGAGAAUGAACGGCAGUCGCACUCUGGCCCACAGCCUGAGUGACGGGCCCCUCCAGACAGGCCAGGCCCCCAACAGUGACUUCUUUCAGCAGGAGCCCCAGUCAGCCCCAGUGCAGGUGCCCUCCAGCAUCAAUGUGUCUGGUGCGAUGGAGCCCACAAGCAAACCGCAGCCUCCAAAGCACCUUGGACUCUACCCUCUGGGUGUCAAAGGAGCAUCUAUGGGUGUCCAGCAGACGCCACGCUUCAACCCCAUUACCGUGACGCUAGCCCCCAAUAUCCAGAAAGGUCGCAACACUCCCACUUCAUUGCACAUACACGGUGGUCCACAGUCAGGCCUCAGCAGUCCACAGGGUAACUCUAUUUACAUCAGGCCUUAUGUUAGCCAGUCUGGUACGACCCGGCAGAACCACCACCAGGGAGGCAGGGCCCAGUACAGCCCCACAUCCCAGCCCCAGCAGCAGAUCUACCAGAUUUCACACCCCUCCUCCAUGUCCGGCUCCUGGUCCGGCCCUCAGCACGCCUCCUCCUCACAUACCUCACAGCACCAGACCCAGGGCCACCAGACCUCUCAUGUCUACAUGCCAAUCAGCUCCCCCACAAAUCCACAGGCGCCCUCCAUUCUUCCCACUGGAAGUCAGGCCUCUUCCUCCGGUGUCUCCUCUUGCUCUUCUUCCUCUUCCUGCUCCUCUGUCAUGCCCACGUCCCUGUCUACCAUCAGCCAGUACAACAUCCAGAACAUCUCCACUGGCCCACGGAAGAAUCAGAUAGAGAUCAAACUUGAAUCUCCUCAGAGGAGCAACUCCACAACCACAACUGCCGUGUUGCGGACGAGCAGUGGACCCCGGUCCUCCUCCACCUCCUCCUCCUGCCCUGCCUCUUCCUCCUCUUCAACUGGGGUGGCUACUGUCCCCACCACCCCUCUCUCCAUCGGAGGCCCUGGUCUGAGCCGCAGCCAACCCACUGUUUACAUCUCUGCCAGCCCGCCUACUGCUGCUACCACUCCCUCUGAGGAGGCUAUCAUGGCCUCAGCCGGCUCCCGCUCCCAACCUAAGUUUUACAUUUCGGCCAAUGCCUCCAGCGAUGACAGUGGGGGAAGGAACCCUCCCACAGUCUACAUCUCAGCCAACCCUCCUUUACAGGGCUCCUCAGGGGCCAGGAACAUGGGGGGCCAAGUGAGCAUGGGCCCCGCCUACAUCCACCACCAUCCACCUAAGUCCCGUGCCUCUUUAGGAGGGGGAGGCACAGCUUCUUCUCCACGUGUGGUGGUGACUCAGCCCAACACCAAAUACACUUUUAAAAUCACAGUGUCCCCCAAUAAGCCCCCGGCUGUGUCUCCCGGAGUCGUGUCCCCUACUUUUGAUCCCAAAAACCUCCUCAGCCUACCCUCAGACCACCACUAUGUGGAGCCAGACCCCCUCCAUCUCUCAGACCCGCUGUCACCACAUAAGGAGAGACCGAGUGAGCCUCGCAGACUCAGCAUGGGCUCUGAUGAUGCAGCAUACACACAAGCGUUGUUGGUCCAUCAGAAGGCCCGCAUGGAGAGGCUAUGGCACGAGCUGGAGCUGAAGAAAAAGAAGCUGGAGGAGCUAAAAGAGGAGGUCAAUGAGAUGGAAAACGACUUGACCAGGAGACGGCUGGAGAGAUCCAACUCCGCCUCCCAAAUUCCUUCUAUUGAGGAAAUGAAGCAGCUGCGAUGCAAAAACAGGUUACUGCAGAUCGACAUCGACUGCCUCACCAAAGAAAUUGAUCUCCUUCAAACAAAAGGACCACACUUUAAUCCCAGUGCAAUCCAUAACUUUUAUGACAACAUUGGAUUCCUCGGUCCUGUCCCACCCAAACCCAAAGGUACUUUAUCUAUUGACAGGAGAGGAUGUAGAUAUAAUGUGACCUCUGAGCUCAUGAUGGAGCCCUCCUCUGGUCCUUCCCCUUCUCUCCCACUCGACUCGGGCAGUAAGAUUGUGAAGCCCAUCGCAGACCAGGAGGAGGACGAGGGGACGCAGUGGAGCUGCACCGCCUGCACCUUCCUCAACCAUCCCGCUCUCAACCGCUGUGAACAGUGCGAGUUCCCGCGGCACUUCUGAGCCAACGAGGCUGCCACACGCCGCCGCCGCCUGUCUUCUACCGGACCAGAAUAGCAAAGGGCCUUUCUGUUGUCCUUUUUCGGUUGUUUCAUGAAAACUCGGACGGUGGGGGGCAUCGUCAUCGUGCAUCAUGCGUCCUGUUUUUUCUUUUUCUUUCCUCCUCUCUAAGGUUUGUAGGACGCUGUCCACGGAAGGCUUGACUGGAUAGCGUUUACGGCUUUACGGCUGGCAGAGUGGGAUAAUACCUCACCUUAGAGACUCGGAUGGCGUUGGGGGGGACACUUUACCCCUGGGGAUACCUCGCUGCUCCCACUUACAGUAUUACGAGUGUGGCCCUGCAGUGUGACGGCACGCAUACACACACCUACAUACACACCUACAUACACACACAACCAACCCAGGUGCCAACGUGCCUUCUUUGCUGAUUACAUUUUAGUUUUAUUUCCUGUGUGGUGGCAUGGUCGCGGAUUUGGGAACUGUGUUCAGCCACUGCUCUCCAUCUGAAGGGAAACUAACAGACUAAUCGUGGACUUUAAAGUUUGUUUGCUGUUUCUAGUGGAUGUCCAAGGGGGACCACUCAAACGUGCCUCUUGUCCUUCCCCCCUUCACCUUUUCUGUCUCUUCAGUCAUGAGUUAAUGAAAAAAAAAAAAA
Etheostoma spectabile (orangethroat darter) is the source of this 3486-nucleotide messenger RNA. RefSeq names its product TGF-beta activated kinase 1 (MAP3K7) binding protein 2 (gene tab2). NCBI's taxonomy places the organism in Eukaryota, Metazoa, Chordata, Actinopteri, Perciformes, Percidae. The coding region runs from base 465 to 2834 and encodes 789 amino acids. Gene Ontology annotation, biological process: positive regulation of canonical NF-kappaB signal transduction; positive regulation of protein kinase activity. Gene Ontology annotation, molecular function: K63-linked polyubiquitin modification-dependent protein binding; ubiquitin binding. The record is from RefSeq and is a predicted model, not a curated record. The transcript has 8 exons.